Messenger RNA from Ricinus communis (castor bean), 4868 nucleotides. RefSeq names its product LRR receptor-like serine/threonine-protein kinase RPK2. Gene Ontology annotation, molecular function: ATP binding; protein binding; protein kinase activity. The transcript has 3 exons. The coding region runs from base 1143 to 4295 and encodes 1050 amino acids. Lineage: Eukaryota; Viridiplantae; Streptophyta; Magnoliopsida; Malpighiales; Euphorbiaceae. The record is from RefSeq and is a predicted model, not a curated record. Gene Ontology annotation, biological process: protein phosphorylation.
CAAACAUGUUGCAUGCAACUCUCACUUGGAUUGAAUUAUCAAAGCCAACAUAUUGUUGAUCAACAGUCUUUUAACCAAUCAACAUCAUCAUGAAUAUGAGCAACUAACUAGAUAGGAUCUUCUCUAAAAGGGUUUAAUUUCAACUCCAUCAACUUUCUAUAACCUAGAGUAACUCAUAAAUAGAAAAUAAGCUUAACUCGGCUAAUAACUCUUAAUAGAAGUAGAAUAGUCACCAUCUAGCCAAAACAACUUGUUGCGUUGUAAUUAAGUUAAAAGAAAAAAAAUUUGAUAAAAAAAAGAGAUGAAAGAAGCAAAAGUGGUGGAAAGAGACGAGCCAUGGCGAGUAAAGAGAAAAAGAGUGAAAAGUUGAUGGUGCGAGUUCAUUAGAGAUAGAGGAAGAGGUGAAUUAACAAAGAGUUAAAUUAAAAAAAUAAAUAAAAAGAAAAAAUGAUUUAGACAAAGAAGAUAAAAAUAAAAAAAAUAAAACUUUACAAAUAAGAAAAAAUCUAAAGAAGGAAGACAAAAAAAUAAGGUUUAAAGGAAAAAAAAAAACGUUUAUUUUAAAAGUAUAAGUGCUUAAUAGAUAAAUUUUAAAGUUAAAGGAGUUGGCUGACUAAUUUGUUCGAGUAUAGGUGUCUGGAGAUGUAAAGAAUCAUAACAGAGUUUGCAUGUGACAAAACACAUCAACGUUAUAUACAAACACCCGCGGCAUACGCCGGCUCUUCUUGUCUUCUUCUUCUUCUUCUCUCUCUCUCUCUCUCUCUCUACUAAUCUUUCUUUUCUUGAUUUUUCAGGUCACUUAUAAUAUAACUCCAUUCUUUAUUACCUUUCUUUCUUUUGCUUUAAAAGUACUAAUAACUAUUCAAGAAUCAGAUCUUUACCCUUUUUUUUUUUUUGCCUCCAAACUUUUCAAAUUUGGUCAGUUUUUACUGUCCAGUACUCAUAAUUUAACAUAGCCCAUUCUUGAUUAUCUUUCUUUCUGCUGCUUAAUACUUAUAACCGAUUCUUGAUUAUAUCUUCUUAUAUAACUUAAAUUGUUUUGUUUUUCUUUCUUUGGAAGCACCCCUUGAUAAAUAAUUCAAGAAUCAGAUCUUUCAUCCUUGCCAGCGAGCUCCGGUGGACGACGGAGGGAAGAGAAGAAUAUGGUGGUUACUUGGUUUCUCGUUCUUGCUUUAGCAUCAUCAUCCUCAUGGACAAAAGCAGAACCUCUUGUUCUCAAUGACACAGCAGCACUUCUUGAUUUCAGGAAAUCAGUCUCUAGGGACCCUUCUAAUCUUCUUGCUGGUUGGACACCAAAUAGUGAUUACUGUAGCUGGUAUGGAGUUACUUGUAAUGAAGUUUCUAAGAGAGUUGUUGCUUUGAACUUUACCUCCAGAAGUUUGACCUCAUUUCUUGCCGGAACUUUGCCGGAUUCUGUUGGAAACUUGACUGAGUUGAGAGCUUUGGUAAUUCCUCAGAAUGCUUUUUCUGGUGACAUUCCAGUUACCAUUGGGAAUCUUCGGUUCUUAGAGGUUUUGGAGCUUCAAGGGAAUAAUUUUUCUGGGAAAAUUCCUGAUCAGAUAAGCAAUCUUGAGUCUCUUUCUUUGCUUAAUUUAUCGUUUAAUUCGUUUACUGGUGAAAUUCCUGAUAGUUUAAUUGGUUAUGGGAAGUUGAAAGUUAUAGAUUUAUCUAAUAAUCAGCUCACGGGUGGAAUUAAAGUUGAUAACUCUAGUCAAUGUUCUUUCUUGAGACAUUUGAAGUUGUCUAAUAAUUUCUUGAAAGAGAGUAUUCCUAAGGAGAUUGGUAAAUGCAAGUAUUUGAGAACUUUGUUGCUUGAUGGGAAUAUUUUACAGGGUCCGCUUCCAGCUGAGAUUGGUCAGAUUUCUGAGCUUCGUAUCUUAGAUGUUUCCACAAAUUCUUUCUCUGAAAAGAUUCCAAAGGAGCUUGCAAAUUGUAGAAAAUUGUCUGUUUUUGUAUUAACUAAUUCAAGCAAUUUUGUUGGUAAUAUAAAUGGUGACUUGAGUGAUCGUAGUAGAUUGGAUUUCAAUGCUUUUGAGGGAGGUAUUCCUUUUGAGGUCUUGAUGCUCCCCAGUUUACAGAUUUUGUGGGCACCUAGAGCAAAUCUUGGCGGAAGGUUGCCCAGCAGCUGGGGUGAUUUGUGCUCACUUAGAGUAGUGCAUUUAGGCUUCAACUUUUUCAAAGGUGUAGUGCCAAAAGGUUUGGGAAUGUGUAAGAACCUUACUUUCUUGGAUUUGAGUUCUAAUUAUUUGGUGGGUUACCUUCCUAUGCAGCUGCAAGUUCCAUGUAUGGUGUAUUUCAAUGUUAGUCAAAAUAAUAUGUCCAGGGCUCUUCCAAGUUUUCAGAAAGGCAGUUGUGAUGCUAGUAUGAUCCUUUUUGGUCAAGAUCACAGUUUUCUGGACAUGGAGGAUGUACGGAUUGCAUUCUCUAGCAUUCCUGUCUGGGGUCCUCAGAUGGUUACCUCUUUAGGGUCAAUGGGAGAGGAAGACUUUGUUAUUGUCCAUGAUUUUAGUUGGAAUCAAUUUGUUGGUUCAUUGCCUUUGUUCUCAGUAGGAGAUGAAUUCUUGGCCACUAAGAAUAAACCUACAUACAGGUUGUUGUUGAAUGAAAAUAUGUUCAAUGGUUCUCUCCCUAGUGAAUUAGUCUCAAAUUGUAAUCAUCUGCAGAGCUUCUCUGUGAAUCUGAGUGCAAACUAUAUGUCAGGUAAGAUUCCUGAGUCGUUGCUUGUCAGUUGUCCACAGAUGAUACAGUUUGAAGCAGCAUACAAUCAGAUUGGAGGUUCACUCCCUCCCAGCAUUGGCAACUUGAUGAUGCUUCAAUAUUUUGAUAUAAGGGGAAACACAUUGUCAGGAUCUCUGCCUAAUCAGUUAGGGAAUUUGACACUUUUAAAAUCACUUCUUCUUGGAAUGAACAAUGUAUUAGGAAAUAUUCCAUCUCAACUGGAUCAAUUGACUUCUCUUGUAGUUCUAGAUCUGUCUCACAAUGCUGUUACAGGAUCUAUCCCAGCAAGUUUGCCAAAUGCCAAAAAUCUUGAAGUAGUGUUACUUAAUAAUAACAGGCUUUCUGGCGAGAUACCUUCAUCUUUCUCAACCCUUACCAAUCUCACUGUAUUCGAUGUUUCUUUUAAUAAUCUCUCUGGUCAUUUACCCCAAUUUCAACACCUGAGUAGCUGUGAUUGGUUUAGAGGGAACACCUUCCUGGAACCUUGUCCAUCCUCUAAGUCAUCAACUGAUUCAAAUGGAGAUGGAAAAUGGCAUCGUCACAGAAAUGAGAAGCCUUUGAUACUUGCACUGUCAGUAUCUGCUUUCGCCGUAUUUUGUUUAUUCUUGGUGGGAGUUGUCAUUUUUAUUCAUUGGAAGAGAAAGCUUAAUAGACUCUCCAGCUUAAGAGGCAAGGUAGUAGUGACUUUUGCAGAUGCUCCAGCUGAACUGAGCUACGAUGCUGUGGUCAGAGCUACUGGGCAUUUCAGCAUUAGAAACCUGAUUGGGACUGGCGGUUUCGGGUCAACUUACAAAGCAGAACUGGCACCGGGUUACUUUGUAGCAGUAAAGAGGCUCUCCUUAGGCAGAUUUCAAGGCAUUCAACAGUUUGAUGCGGAGAUAAGAACUUUGGGCAGAAUUAGACAUAAGAAACUUGUGACAUUAAUUGGUUAUUAUGUGGGAGACUCUGAAAUGUUCUUAAUUUACAAUUAUCUUUCUGGUGGAAACCUUGAAACCUUCAUUCAUGAAAGGUCAAUCAAGAAGGUACAGUGGUCAGUGAUUUAUAAAAUAGCUCUUGAUAUAGCUCAAGCUUUAGCUUACCUCCACUACUCUUGUGUACCACGCAUACUUCAUCGGGACAUUAAGCCUAGUAAUAUCCUGCUAGAUGAGGAGCUUAAUGCCUACCUAUCAGACUUUGGUUUGGCUAGGCUUUUAGAAGUUUCUCAGACCCAUGCCACAACAGACGUUGCAGGUACAUUUGGUUAUGUUGCACCAGAAUAUGCAACCACAUGCAGGGUAUCUGACAAGUCAGAUGUUUAUAGCUUCGGGGUAGUUCUGUUAGAGCUGAUGUCAGGGAAGAAAUCUCUUGAUCCAUCAUUUUCUGAUUAUGGGAAUGGCUUCAAUAUUGUUGCUUGGGCCAAAUUGUUGAUCAAGGAGGGACGAUCUCCAGAGCUAUUCUCUGUAAAACUGUGGGAAUCAGGGCCUAAGGAAAAUCUAUUGGGAAUGCUAAAGCUUGCUGCAUCCUGCACUGUAGAGUCUCUCUCUGUGCGGCCAUCAAUGAAGCAGGUCCUUGAGAAACUGAAACAAUUGAAAUUGUGAAAGCAUCUAUUUUGCAAAGGUUGGUCAAGAGAAAUUAGGUAUAACCAGGCAGAAAGAGUUUCUUAUCCACGAAUAUUGGGAAGUAGACUUGUUUGGACAGUGAAGCUGCUUAUGUUUGCGGGCUAUUCUAUAUCUUGAGAUGUGCUCUCUCAAGCUCCAGUUACUUGAAAUCAUGGUUGGACAAUAACCACCGACACUAAAGUUGGAUAAGAAUGCAUCCACAGCUUAUUGAGGCAGUGAAGGAUACUCGAUCAUGAUUGUACUUCACAUACCAUUGGCUUAUUGGACAUUAACUGUCACAAGAUAAAGAACUGGGCAGAAACAGGCAUCAAUACUAUUCUGAUCCUGUUUGCCAUUUGUACAAAGAGUUCUUACGGGAAUUAUUGGUUGUAAGGCAGGAUAGAUAAUGUACAACAUUUUUAGUUCAUCAAUGCAAAUCUUUUUUGUUAUAGUUUGCCUUCAGAAAAAAAAUGUACCCCUCUAAUCCGAUUCAGCUGAACAGGGAAUGCGGUGUCGCUUUCCUUUACAUGUUUGGAAAGAAUAUAAGUGUUCUGUCCAUUUUUUUUGCUUGUA